This is a messenger RNA of Tinamus guttatus (white-throated tinamou), 1015 nucleotides long. The record is from RefSeq and is a predicted model, not a curated record. Lineage: Eukaryota; Metazoa; Chordata; Aves; Tinamiformes; Tinamidae.
CCAGAGAUGCUGGUUAGUAUUCAAAAAAGCUUCAAGCAAAGGGCCAAAGAGGUUGGAGAAGUUCUCAGAUGAGCGUGCUGCUUACUUUAGAUGCUAUCACAAGGUCACAGAGCUCAAUAAUGUGAAGAACAUAUUGCGACUGCCAAAAGGCACGAAGAAGCAGGCUGUUGGGAUUUAUUUCACUGAUGACACAUCCAAAACCUUUGCUUGUGAGUCAGAUUUUCUGGGCAUUUAUACAGAACUUGAGGCAGAUGAGUGGUGCAAGGUGUUGCAGAUGGAGUGUCUUGGAACACGGAUCAAUGACAUUAGCCUUGGAGAGCCUGACUUGUUGGCAUCCGGAGUGGAAAGGGAGCAGAGUGAGAGAUUCAAUGUGUAUUUGAUGCCAUCCCCUAAUUUAGAUGUGCAUGGGGAAUGUACCUUGCAGAUAACAUUUGAGAAUAUCUGUCUUUGGGACAUCCAGAAUCCCAGAAUAAAACUCAUCUCUUGGCCAUUAAGUGCCCUCCGACGCUAUGGACGGGACCCCUCUUGGUUCACGUUCGAAGCAGGGAGGAUGUGUGACACGGGAGAAGGACUAUUCAUCUUUCAGACAAGAGAAGGGGAGGCCAUCUACCAGAAGGUGCACUCGGCCGCUUUGGCCAUCGCAGAGCAACAUGAGCGCUUGCUGCAGAGUGUGAAAAAUUCAAUGCUCCAGGUGAAAAUGAGCGAGCGAGCCGUGUCCCUCGGCGCCAUGGUGCCCUUGCCCCGCAGCGCCUACUGGCAGCACAUCACGCGCCAGCGCAGCACUGGCCAGCUGUACGGCCUGCAAGAUGUUUCUAGUCCGACGAAGCUUCAUCGAACGGACACUUUUCCCACCUACAGAUCAGAGCAUCGAUAAAGGACCGUAAAGAACUUUACAAACUCUUUGUCUUCUGCCGAACUGCCCCCAUGGAUGGCUGUGAUGACGAUAAGCAAGGAUGGAAACACUGAAAAAUUCAGGUUGGAUGAAAAGUUCUUGCAAUACAGAUUUUUUUUUUAA